This is a messenger RNA of Crotalus tigris (Tiger rattlesnake), 6872 nucleotides long. It is a transcript of the gene CEP97, whose product is annotated as centrosomal protein 97. The coding region runs from base 183 to 2810 and encodes 875 amino acids. The transcript has 12 exons. The record is from RefSeq and is a predicted model, not a curated record. NCBI's taxonomy places the organism in Eukaryota, Metazoa, Chordata, Lepidosauria, Squamata, Viperidae. Gene Ontology annotation, molecular function: protein binding.
GCGUCGCCAUGCUGGAAUCGGGCAAACGUUGCCAGCCAUUGAAAAUAAUCUGCCGUUUUAGUAUCGGCGGAGACCGGUCAGCAGGAGUGGGAGAUGGAAGACGGUUAAUUACAUUGUUUUUUGUUAACCAAUCAGUACCUAGCCUCAGCACGGUUGCCUAGCAUUGGAAGCAAGCGGGAAGUAUGGCGGCAGCAUCGGUUGCGGAGGUUUCCGCAACGAAGACUGAGGCGGUAAAGCCAUCCACGGGCGCUAGUCAAGGUUCUUUAAUUAAUUGGUCAGGCCAGGGUUUACAAAAACUAGGACCAACUUUAUCCUGUAAUGCAGACGUACAUACUUUGAUUUUGGAUAAAAAUCAGUUAAUUAAAUUGGAACACCUGGAAAACUAUAAGAACUUGAUGCAGUUGUCAGUAGCCAACAAUCGGCUAGUGCGGAUGAUGGGUGUAGCAAAACUUACUCAUCUUCGAGUGUUAAACUUGCCUCACAACAGUAUUGGUUACAUAGAGGGAUUGAAAGAGCUAAUGUACCUGGAGUGGCUGAAUCUGGCAGGAAACAACUUAAAGACUAUAGACCAGAUCAGUUGCUGCACAUCUCUUCAACAUCUUGAUAUGUCGGAUAACAAUAUAUCUCAAAUAGGAGAUAUCGCCAAACUUUCAUCUCUAAAGACUUUACUACUGCAUGGAAAUAUCAUAACAUCAUUGCGUUCAGCACCUUCUUGUUUACCUCAAAGCCUGACUAUUUUUUCAUUGGCAGAAAAUGAAAUUAGAGAUUUGAAUGAGAUUUCUUUCUUGACCUGUUUUCCUAAACUAGAGCAACUCUCAAUUAUGAACAAUCCUUGUGUGAUGGCAACACCUAACAUUCCGGGUUUUGAUUACCGACCAUUUAUUGUCAGUUGGUGUCUCAGUCUUAAAGUAAUUGAUGGGUAUGUGGUUUCUCAGAAAGAAAGCUUGAAAGCAGAAUGGCUUUAUAGUCAAGGAAAGGGAAGAUCAUUCCGACCAGGCCAGCACCUUCAGUUAGUACAAUAUUUGGCCAGUGUUUGUCCUCUUACUACUAUGUUUGGACUCCAAACAGCAGAGGAUGCCAAACUGGAAAAAAUACUACAUAAGCAAAGGUUGCAUCAAAGACAAUUGCUGUAUCAGAGCCAUGCUAAUGAGUCACCUGUAUCCUCAACUCUGAAUAAAGGGCUACCCAUUACUAAUGAGCCGAACAGUCCUGCCCAUGUACAACAAGAAAUGGCUGAAAGUGAACGUAUUAUUAAAAAGAAUACCUGGGUUGUGACAAAAUCCAAUGAUGACCAUUCUUAUGCAAUUAAAAAUAUUUCUCCAACUUCGGUACCAGCUGAAAAAAAUAUUUCUAAGGAUUUUUACUUGGAUGAUAUGCAAACUGACGAGGACAAGUUGAACAGUAGUCUCCUAUCUUCAGAAUCCACUUUUAUGCCUGUUGCUUCAGUGCUCUCUCCAAUGUCUCCCACUUCAGCAGAACUGAAACUUCAUGGAAUUGGCAUCGAUGUAGAGGAUGUUGAAGAUCUGGGGGAUGCUGAUUUGGAAUUUACAAAAGAUCUUAAUAUGCAAAACAAACAAAAGCAGAAAAAUGCUUCUGUGGUUUUGGAAAAGUAUACUCACAAGUCAGAAGACCUGGUAAAAACUCAAAAUGAAGAUCAAGAGGAGGAUAUUUUCCCCAUUGCUUCUUCUUUAGUGAGCACUGAUAUUCAACUUGAUGAUAUUAGCAGUUAUCAAGCAUCCCCUGAAGACAAUGUAAAGUUCAGUAACUUAAAGCAGUCAUCCUCACCAGAAGAGAAUGUUAUCAAAUAUGUUUCCGAUGCUAAUUCUCUAGAACUGUCCACCAAUGCAUCAGUUACUGUAACCCAGAAGAAAGAUGAACUUGUAGAAAUGAAUAAAGCUGCCACCAAACUUCAGGCCUGUUGGAGGGGAUUUUAUACAAGAACAUUCCAAUCCAGAGUCAGGGAAGCACGCUAUGAAAUUCGACUUAACAGAAUGCAAGAACAUAUUGUUCAUUUAACUGAAGAAGUUGAAAAGUUAAGAAAAGAAAAAAAUGAAGAGAUGCUUCAAAGACUUGUGCAAGAGGAAGCUGUCAAAUUUCUUUGGGAUCAGGUUAAAUCUAUCCAGGAAUGGCAGCUUUCAGUAAACCAACACCUAACUAAUAUCUGGAAAAAAGCUACUCCUGCAUUUGGCAUUCUGGGUCCACAUGAAUUAUUCAUACAGUCAUCUAAACCAAAUCAAGAACCUUCUCCUAUUGAUAGUUCAACUUGGUUAGGUUCAUCUUCUGAAAUGUGUCAUCAGAAAUGUUUACAGGCAUAUCCUGAUUCAGGUUUCCAUUCAUGUGUAUCAGACCAAAAUACCUUUAAUGAGUUGCAGAACUCUGAAAAACAUUUGACAGAAACAAAUGAAGGCUUUCUAGGAAAUUCUCUGCAAACAGUCAAGCCCUGUGAAGAUUCUCUUUCAGGAAGCCUUUCUGAUGCUGAGAUCCCAGUUGACCACAAGGACUAUUGUAAAGAGAGUUUGAACAACGAUCAGAACAAUACUCUUCUCAAAGAAUAUUUAAAAACUGUUGAAGAACUAGAUGAUUCUGAUGAAAAGAUAAAUUGCAGCAAUAGAACAGAAAGUUGUAAGACUCAUACAGCUUUUUCAUCAGAAGAAAAGGAUAUUUUAUGCAGUGCUGUUUUAGUCUCUCAGGAUGUGCUUCCAUUAGCAGAAGAAGAAAUGGAUGCAUUCGAUCUAAAUGAUAAAAUGGCAGAAAAAAAUACAAACUGUGAUUCUUCAUUGCAGACCCUUUCUGUUAGGCUAUCUGUAUAGCAAGUAUAAAUCUACAGAAAAAAAUGUAAAAGCCAUGUUAACAUUUUAUGUUGGACCAAUUUCUAUGCAUUUUGGAGACUCUGGGUCCCUUUGCUUUUAAAAAUGGUUUGUUAACAGCUUUGUUAAUCAUCUAACGUUAGACUUACACUCUAUUAAUUUAUGUAUAUCAAAAUAGGUUCAAAGAGACAUUGUAAAUUACAUUUCAUGUGGUUUGAUUGUAACAGAUUUUUUAUGAAAUAUAAUUUUGAAAACUCUUUAAGUUCUUUCUAUAUUGCUGUUAUCAUAGCUGAAGUAGUUGUUUUUUCCAAGGAAACAAAGCAUGCAUCCUUGUAAUAUUCAAAGAAAGAAAUAUAAAUAUUUAAUUUGACAAAUAAGGGUAGUAUACAAAACUUUAUAUUUGAAGGCACAACCCCUUAAAGCAGAUUUCAGGUUAAGGCAUUGAGGACAAAUGUUAGUUUUGCAUCCCUACAUGAUCUGAAAUAUUUUUGCCUUCCAAUCUGAAAUGCUAUUAGUCCCAAUGCUCACAUAACAUACAGUUAAUAAUAUAAGCAAGAUAGUGAUUGUCUGAAAAUAUGUGCUGAUACAUAGGUACUAAGUUGUAAGCUUGGAAAUUCUGGAAAUCUUGCUCCAUGUACAAAUCAUUUUGUUUAACAGUACAAGACAAUUUUCUCACCAAUACUCCAAACACUUUUUCUACAAAUGUGACUGUUGAAUUCAACACAGCCUAGUCCAGGGGUAGGCAACCUUGGCUCUUUUAUGACUCAUGGACUUCAACUCCCAGAAUUCCUGAAUCAGCAUAGAAUUCUGGGAGUUGAAGUCCAUGAGUCAUAAAAGAGCCCAGGUUGCCUACCCCUGGCCUAAUCCAACCUGUUAUCACAGAGGACUAUUUUUAUGAAGUCAUUUUUCUUUGUUUAAUUUGUUGGGACAGUGGGAAAUUUUUUUAAAAAAUGCAACAAAACCAGUCUGAAGAGGAGGGAGAAGAAUCAACCUUUCACACUAUGUUCUCAUAAUGAUAAGAAUAAUUUGCCUAUUUUGCCAAGGUCAGAAUAUGUAUAAAAACAGUACAUACUCAAUUUUAUAUUGUACCUAAGUAACAAAAAUGAGAGGGUUUUCUUAAAUAAUAGAUCAGCAUUAUAUGGCCAUGGCUGCUAAAACUAUACAGAAUAAUUGUUUAAUAACAUUACCUGCUUGAUAGAUUGCUGAGACAUAGAAGCAAGUGGUCAUGUUUUCUAGAUGCUUACGGAGGAAUGGCUGCUAAACAUAUUGCCCUACUUUAAUAUAAAUUAACAAUAUUCUGGCAUUCAUGGAGAAUGCCUACAUUCUACCGCUUCACCAUAUAAUGAUAAAGAAAACAAUUCUUCUUUACAGACUCCACUGUUUCUAUCAAUAAAUGUUUUGUAUGUUUUCUUUACUAAUAAUUAAUAGUUAUUGUCAAUAAUAAAUAUUUUUCUAUUCAUAAAUUCCAGAAUAUUUAAAAGUUGUAACUUUUCUCCCAGUAUUACUUAAGUAUAUAGUCGAGUAUAUAUUGUUCUUGGCUUAAUGAGUCAUUUGCAAAUAUUGCAUUGAGAAAUUAUUUUGCCAAAUACAGGAAUAGGUUUGUUGUGUCAAAUUUAACUUCAGCUUGGUGCUGUUUUGGAAUUCAAGAGUUUAUGUUUCCAAUCUUUAAUUAGAAAACAAAAGUAGAAAAAAAUGUUUUAACUGAAGCAUUGCUUAAGAGAUCUUGAAUUUUAUCACAACUAUAUAUUUCGGUCAUUCAUAUUCCAUUUCUUUAAAAAUCCAUUGUAAAGUGUUAUAGAAUGCAUGUACUGUAUGUAUACAAUAUAUACAUGCUCAAUAUGUACAUGUUCUAGUAUAUAUUGGUCAUAGUGCUAUAAAAUUAAUGUCUGUGCUAAAGCAGCAUAAAACCAAUGCACUGUUUAAAUUUGUUAUAGAGACAAGUAGUUAAAAGUUUAUUCUUUUUGUAGGGAGAAAUCUAAAAAUACAAUUUUUAAAGUAUUACAGAUAUAUUCUUUAGAAAAUACUAUUUUAGAAAAUACUAAUUAAACGCGUACUUAAAUAUACUUAUUUCAUCUCUUGUUUCUGUUGAACUUCAUAUCUGUCUUUAUAAAACUCAGUAUUUGUAUUAGUUAUAAACAGUAUGUUCGUGUACACUUACAUUGUAGCUGGCUUAGUAUUUGUCUUUCAUAUAGAAAUGGCUAGGGCUCCAUAGUUGGAGUUUUGGAGGGUGCAAAAAAAUGGUUCAAUUAAGCAAAAUUAUUAAUUUUGUGUUGUAAUACAGGAUAUUUUUUUUUCUGUUGUGAGUAAAAAAUUGUGAAGUUAAGAGGAAUGCAUUGUGAUUGUGAGGAAAUUGCUUCCUGUGUUUUGAUGUAGGUAUUGAUACUUAGGUAUAUAUUGCUGCAAUACAUUUUUAAAAAAUAAUGAAAAAACCUACAUCUUUUGCAAGUUCAUGAGUCCAAUUUUCAAAGAAGCUUCCAAAUGAUCAUAUUGUGUUUAUUUAUAACAGUGGAGCUUCAAAAGCCACAUACACAAAGCCUUUGUUUAUUCAUUAUUAAUGUGUAAAAUCAAAAAUUUAACACCCAUAUCAUUUGAAUAAGUACAUGUGUAUAAGCUUUCUCAGCUUUUACAUAUUGCAUAAUAUACUGCAUAGAUACAUUGCUUGCAUAGGAUAUAAACAUUUGUUACGAGAUUUUGAUUACUUGUGAUAUUUUAUUGGUUUCUUACUGGAUACAUAAGAGAGAAAGUUGAUGCAUUACUUUAAAAAAGUUAAAUUUAUAUACUGAAAACAUAUUCUGAGAUAAAUGAAUUAACAUUCAUUGCCUCGAUUUACACAUAACAUUGUUAUAGUUUGGUUUGUUUAGUUUCAGAUUUGCGUAUUUGGGAAUUCAUUGUUUGUACACAUUUUAGAACUUAGCAUGACAAGUGAAUAAAGCAAAUUAAACUUUUUUAAAGACUUUUUUGACGAGCAUGACCCAUGAGCCCUUUUAUUGAAAUAAGCAACAGGAAAGGAAUAAGGAAUAAGUGGAGAAGAGGAACACAUUUUUCAGAUCUCCUGUUUCUGUUAUAUACCCUAUAUGUCUAAAUACUCAAUUCUGCUUCUCUGAUUCAUAAUAAAGAGUGGAAAUGGAAAACUUUCUUCCUAUCAACUAGCAAAGAAGUCAAGACAAUGUAGUAGUAUAAACCAUGGUAUGUAAUGUAUUCCGAGUCGGAUGCUUUUUCCAAGUAUAUCCUCUCUUUAGGGAAGCUUUUAAGUGGAAUCGAAACCUGGUCUUGAUCUGCUGAUGCAAGAGAAACCACUUUUUCUCUUGUAACUAUCCCAAAUCUGAAUUAUAGACUGUUCAUUUUUUUUAGGAAUAAUAAACCAACUCCUAUUUUUUUUUAAAAAAUAAUUGUUUAUUAAAUUGUAUUUUUUAAUUUCAUUUUCCUCUAAAUAAUUCUUUACUUGUAAUUACUGUUAUAUGAAGAAGCUGGUAUUUAUUGCUUCUGUGUGUUUGCAGUCUGUAAAUAUAAAUCUUUCAGAUUCAAUAUUUUGGCUUUAAUCUUUAAUGUAAGAGAUUUUUUUACUGAGAUCAGUGAAUUCUACUUUUACAUAAGCACAAUUUUAUUAUCUUUAAUAUAAAUUUGGCUAAAUCUGAAAAUAAAAAUAUGGCCUUAUUAAUUUCAGAUCAAUCAGUAUUGAUAAAGUGAUCAUUGUAUAUAAAUUAGGUAAAUUCCAUAUGACCUCUGCAAAGCCAUAUACUAUAAACUAAUGCUGUUACCAAAUUUAAAAGCUUCCAGGUCAUUGUCAAAAAGAGAAGAGGAGUAAUACUAAGGGAAAAAACACUCUUAAAAAGAUAUUAUUUAAAAAAAUGUCUUGAAAAGGUCUCUAGACUGCAAAUAGGCAACAUGAUUUCAUACUUGAUCAUGGUAUUUUGCUCAGCCAGAAACCUAUUGACAGAAAACUUAAUCUGACUGUAAUAUAGUUUUUAUAAUCUGGAUUAAAAAUAUAAUCUGCAUGCUUCAAUUUUUGAAAAUUUGCAUUUGGGAAUAAUUUAUUUUGAUGUAAUAAAGUAUUCUGAAUUAUGA